Molecule: messenger RNA, 1452 nt
Organism: Verruconis gallopava
Lineage: Eukaryota; Fungi; Ascomycota; Dothideomycetes; Venturiales; Sympoventuriaceae
Exons: 1
Coding region: 1-1452 (483 amino acids)
Biological process (GO): tRNA splicing, via endonucleolytic cleavage and ligation
Cellular component (GO): mRNA cleavage factor complex; nucleus
Molecular function (GO): polynucleotide 5'-hydroxyl-kinase activity
Source: RefSeq, a predicted model, not a curated record
AUGUCACUUCCUGGCCUAGGCCUUCCCGGCCUCAAUCUCGGUGCACCUAUCCACAACGACCCUACACCAAACACCGCUGUCCCUCGCCAUCAAUCUCUUCUUGCAGCUACAGAGUGGCGCUUUGAGGCUCCGUCGACUUCAACAGGUUUAUCCGUCAAGGUUCUCUCCGGUACAGCAGAACUUUUCGGCACCGAACUCGCGCCCUCCUUGGCAUACACAUUCCGCGGCACUAAAGGAGCUAUAUUUACAUGGCAGGGAUGUCAGUUGGAGAUUACUGGUGCAACAGAAGGCGAAUAUGUUGCAGAAGAGACGCCUAUGGUCCAGUAUGCGAAUGUACAUUUCGCGCUGGAGAAUGCACGGAACGAGAAGCGAACUCCCAGGGUUCUUGUUGUUGGUCCAGAGAAUAGCGGAAAGACCAGUCUGAUAAAGAUAUUGACAGCAUAUGCCGUCAAAAGUGGGAGGCAGCCUGUCGUGGUGAACCUGGACCCAAGGCAGGGUCUUCUAAGCGUCCCCGGUAGCCUGACGGCAACGACAAUAGCGAGUAUGUUAGAUGUGGAAGAAGGAUGGGGAACCAGCCCUAUAUCUGGUCCGACCGCGAUGCCAGUCAAGAUGCCACUUGUAUACCACUUUGGAUGCGGUGCCGCUGAAGAGAAUACAAAACUAUACAAAGCGCUGGUUACGCGCCUCGGGUUGGCAGUGGAAAGCAGGAUGCAAGAGGACGAUGCGGUGAAGUCGACUGGGGUUUUGAUCGAUACACCGGGUAGUCUUGUGACGGCAAAAGGAGGCAAUUACGAGUUAAUUCAGCACAUAAUAUCCGAGCUUUCAGUCGAUGUGCUUUUAGUUCUGGGCUCAGAACGACUCUUCAACGACCUGAAGAAGCGCUUUGGAGAUGUUUCAAAGGACCCGGUCACAGUGAUACGCUUGGACAAGUCCGGGGGAUGCGUUGAUCGCGAGGAGAGCUACAUGCAACAGCUACGGCAGGCGCAGAUUAAGGAGUACUUCUUCGGCCUCAACAAUAUCCCUCUCGCUCCGCACUCCAUGCUCGCCGACUUCACACACCUCUCAAUCUUCCGCAUCAUGUCUUCCACAUCAGCAUCAGUCUCAAGCGCUUUCGCGCCUGGCCUCAACGGCAACGACGAAGAUGACGAUGACUUCUAUGAGCCUACCGUUGCACUACCUUCGUCCAACUCAACUGCAAUGGGGACCACCUUGCUAGAAAAGGUUACACCGACGAAUUUGAUGCAGAAUAGCCUUUUGGCUGUGACAUUUGCAUCGCCAAGCGACAGCCUAGAUUUUAUCAAAGACGCUGCUGUUAUGGGGUAUGUUUACGUUGCUGAGGUGGACGAGGUAAAACGAAAAGUAAAGCUGCUGAGCCCAGUAGGCGGCGCUGCACCUAGAAAUGCGAUGAUUUGGGGGAGCUGGCCGGAGAGCGUGGUCAGUUUGGUUUCGUGA